This is a messenger RNA of Chrysochloris asiatica (Cape golden mole), 642 nucleotides long. RefSeq names its product EF-hand calcium binding domain 9 (gene EFCAB9). NCBI's taxonomy places the organism in Eukaryota, Metazoa, Chordata, Mammalia, Afrosoricida, Chrysochloridae. The transcript is spliced from 5 exons. Gene Ontology annotation, molecular function: calcium ion sensor activity. Gene Ontology annotation, biological process: sperm capacitation; flagellated sperm motility. Bases 1 to 642 code for a protein of 213 amino acids. The record is from RefSeq and is a predicted model, not a curated record. Gene Ontology annotation, cellular component: sperm principal piece; cytoplasm.
AUGAAAGUGAAGCAAGGAUCGUUUCUGUGGUACCUCUAUCUGGACAAAAUAUACUGCUUAUUAUCUGUGAGAAAUGUCAAGGCCUUGAUGGAUUAUUUUCACCUCCUUGAUGUGCACCACAAGAACACUUUGAAUGAUGUGCUGUUCUUUCACUUCCUGCAACAUGUGACAAACCUGACCAAGCCACAGAUCAUGAUUAUAUUUGACAUGCUGGACUGGAAUGCUGUGGGCGAGAUUGGUUUUGACCAAUUCUACAUGUUGGUUUGUCUACUGCUGUCACAUCAGAACCAUUUGGAAAAGCAAUUUAUUUAUCGCCAUGCCCGGCCUGUCUUUGAACUGCUUGACCAGGAUGGAGACCUGAGAAUUGGCCAAGACAACUUCCAGUUGUAUAGCUUUCUCUUCAAUAUUAAAAAGCAGGAACUCAAAGAGCUCUACCGUGACUUUGAUGUCACAGGUGACUGUCGUCUCAAUUAUAAAGAAUUUAAGCUGUUUACUAUCUUCUCUGUCGACAAAUACCAGGAGAGACAGAGAGUCAAGAAAGAGAAAGCGGAAAAGUCUCUGUUCAAAAAGAAAGUGUCACAAGAAAAUGAUAUCAUCUCUGUUCACUCGGCUCCUGUGUACCCAAAUAAUUACCAUCAAUAA